AUGGCAGGUCCGAGCCUGAACUGCUUCAGCGUUCUUUGCAUGUGUUUAUGUGUGAGGUCCCUGUGCACCGCACCCCGCUGUCCAGGAGUUCACACCUGGCACGCAGUCACUGCAAUGCGAGAGACCUGGGAGGCUGAGCUGUCAGGUAUCAAUGAGGGGUCGGCUGCGGAAUUUUACUUGCCCAACUGUUCCAGCUUGUCAACCUUCGAGGUGGUUUCGGGACAGCCUACUGCUGGCUUCGCAUUCGGGCCACGUGCCGAUUUCGACAUUGCAUACACCCUUACAGUGGUCAGAAGCAGUGCGGAGCCGGAGCCCUUGAAUCUACUGAGCCCUUCUAGCCAAUAUCAUCGCUCUGGACGGCUCAUGGAGAAGUCAGCAGGAAAGAAGGACUGUGAAGACGACGCCGACGGUUGUUUGCUGCAGCUAGCUGCAAGCUCUGCUACCACCUUCACCAGCAUGGCUUGUGUCUUCGUCAUCACGGCCAAGGGGCCUGCGCAGCCUGAUGUUCGUGCGGAAUCAUUCAACGGUGCCAUUUGCCACUGGCAGGUGAAUCCGGGAUAUGGCGAGAAUUAUCACGUGGAUUUCAAUCCAAACUGA
This is a messenger RNA of Symbiodinium necroappetens, 597 nucleotides long. The record is from the annotation of a GenBank genome assembly. Lineage: Eukaryota; Dinophyceae; Suessiales; Symbiodiniaceae.